This is a messenger RNA of Protopterus annectens (West African lungfish), 2852 nucleotides long. Its product is annotated as rho-related BTB domain-containing protein 2-like. The coding region runs from base 864 to 2852 and encodes 662 amino acids. Lineage: Eukaryota; Metazoa; Chordata; Ceratodontiformes; Protopteridae. The record is from RefSeq and is a predicted model, not a curated record. Gene Ontology annotation, molecular function: protein binding; GTP binding; GTPase activity. The transcript is spliced from 10 exons. Gene Ontology annotation, biological process: small GTPase-mediated signal transduction.
CACGUGAUAAUACCGGAUUGACAGUUGGCGUAUAGCUUUAGUGUCUGGUUUAGAGAGACGUUUAGUUAUACAAAGUGUGGAAGGACGAGGAAACAGGGUUUUUGGAAACAACCGUGGUGAAGAAGACAGAGGGUCUCUUGAAGAGGGGGAUGCGUGCAAUGCACCAAGUGUGGAGAGCGGCCCGAGGUCGGCAGCAACGGGGGUGCCACUUUGCAGCCUCGGCUAGUUUAACUGCUGGUGCUCACUUUGUGUUUACCUUCCGUUAGAAAGUAGCGGACGAAAAGUGGAACUGUAUGUUUUUUGUGCUUGAAACACUGACACUACGUGGGGAUUUGCUUUGGGCACCAGGAAUUGUGUGCAUCACUGUUGACCAGUGGCAAUUGUGGGAAUCGUUAGGGAGAGCUGGCAUCGGUUCUAAUAGCAAGAGGUUAUCUGUAGUCUGCAUUGUCUGUAGACAAGACGAUUAGAGGCGGCAGACUGGAGGUUGCCAGUACUGAGCAGUAAUUACAGUUUUCCGUCGCCGUUGCAGGCUUGCAGGGGUCGUGGGGUUAGAUGCCCUGGAUCACCAGCCAGCCGUAUAUUUGGUGUCCCAUUCCCAGAGUACACUAUUAGUUUUUACAGCUGCUACUCGAACCCCGUUGUCUUUGCUGUCCAGUUUGUCUAAUUCAUUGAGUUGUAAAAGGGAUAGACGUGUUAGGUCCUGUAUUUCUUUUUACUGGAUCCACUGAUUGCUGAGACUACUGGGUUACUGCUGACUAGCUGGCACGUUGAAAACAUUCUUUGUCUCCGGCUAACAUCAUCACGGGGUACAUCAACUAGCAAUAGCAGCUCCAGAUCUAGAAUUGAGUUAAAGAUCUGCCUCAAUGGAUAUUGACACAGACUAUGAGAGGCCAAAUGUUGAGACUAUCAAAUGUGUAGUGGUUGGAGACAAUGCUGUUGGAAAGACCCGACUUAUAUGUGCAAGGGCUUGCAAUGCAACACUGACACAAUAUCAACUGCUGGCAACACACGUACCAACCGUCUGGGCAAUAGACCAGUACAGAGUCUGCCAAGAGGUUUUGGAGCGAUCUCGAGAUGUGGUGGAUGAAGUCAGUGUCUCCUUGCGACUCUGGGACACUUUUGGUGAUCAUCACAAGGACCGACGAUUUGCCUAUGGGAGAUCUGAUGUUGUUGUGUUGUGUUUCUCUCUGGCAAACCCAAAUUCCCUACGGCACGUGAAGACAAUGUGGUACUCUGAGAUCAAACACUUCUGCCCACGAACACCCAUUGUUCUGGUUGGUUGCCAGCUAGAUCUUCGCUAUGCUGACCUCGAUGCUGUCAACCGUGCUCGCCGACCGCUAGCCAAACCAAUUAAGCCUUCAGACAUCUUGCCACCAGAGAAGGGACAUGAGGUGGCAAAAGAACUGGGCAUCCCUUACUAUGAAACAAGUGUGGUUGCCCAGUUUGGAGUCAAAGAUGUAUUUGACAACGCCAUCAGGUCUGCUCUCAUCACCAGAAGACACCUCCAGUUUUGGAAGUCCCAUCUCAAGAAAGUUCAGAGGCCUUUAUUACAAGCUCCUUUUCUUCCACCCAAACCACCACCACCUAUUAUUAAUGUUCCUGACCCACCACCAACUAACGGGGAAGGUCUUGUGUCUCUCUACUGUAACCCUAUUUGUACUGAUGUUCUGUUUAUUCUCCACAGUGGUGAGAGAAUCUUUGCACACAAGGUUUACUUGGCAACGUCAUGCUCCAAGUUCUAUGAUCUGUUCACAAUGGACCUCACAGAAGAACCAUUAAACCACGGUUGGGAAUCAGAAGGUGAUAAUAGAUUUGAUGACCAGAAUGUUUCUUUGGAACGUAGGUGUGUCAAAGAGCAGGCCUCUAGGACUAAAAGCUUAGACAUCGAUAAAGAUGGUGGAGAAAGCAACUUGCAGAAGGCCCCAUGGACUACACUCAGGACUUCCAAAAGUGACAAUGCUUUGAGACAGGCAUUGCACAAAAGUUCUACAGCAUGGACUCUUAAGCCAGGAGUGAGAGGCAGGAUGCUGAUGAACUGGGGACGAGGGUUUAUCAGUAUGCACUUAGAUCAAGUAGAGGACCCAGUGACAAAGAAAGAGAAACUGAUAACUGUGGUCACCUUGGACUGCUUGAUACAGCUUCGUCCUUUUCAGGUGGUGCUGAAAUACCUGUAUACAGGAUUCCUGAGUGAAGUCCAAGCUGACUUAAUGCAGGUGGCCACUAUAGCAGAAGUACUGGAGGUUUUUGACUUGAGGAUGAUGGUGGCGAAUAUCUUAAACCGUGAGAGCUUUAUGAAUCAGGAGAUUACCAAGGCUUUUCAUGUUAGGAGGGCCAACAGAAUCAAAGAGUGCCUAGCCAAAGGGACUUUUUCAGAUGUGGUCUUCCGAGUAGAUGAUGGUAGUAUUCGAGCGCAUAAACCUCUGUUGAUCUCCAGCUGUGAUUGGAUGGCAGCCAUGUUCCGAGGAUCAUUUAAGGAGAGUUAUGUUGAAGAGGUCUAUCUUCCUAAUGCUCGCCUGUCCUGCCUGCGUGUUGUCCUUGAGUACCUGUACACUGGCCACUUUGCACCUAAAUGUGAUCUAGACACUAUGCAGCUUCUUAUCUUGGCAAAUCAGUUAUGUUUACCUCGACUUGUUGCCCUCACAGAGCAAUAUGUGGUGUCAGAGCUUCUUAGAAACCCCUCACAAGAAGAUAUAGAUGGGCAGUCUCUCAUGUAUCUGGAAAUGGCACAGUUUCACAAUUCAAAGCAACUGGCAAACUGGUGUCUACACCACAUUUGUACUAACUACAACAGCAUCUGCCGAAGGUUUCCUAGGGAGAUGAAGUACAUGAGUCCAGAUAACAAGAUGCUUUAG